This is a messenger RNA of Penicillium samsonianum, 396 nucleotides long. RefSeq lists its product as uncharacterized. NCBI's taxonomy places the organism in Eukaryota, Fungi, Ascomycota, Eurotiomycetes, Eurotiales, Aspergillaceae. The transcript has a single exon. The coding region runs from base 1 to 396 and encodes 131 amino acids. The record is from RefSeq and is a predicted model, not a curated record.
AUGCUUAGUGCCAUGAGUUUGGCCGAUCUAGCGACGGAGAUCCGCAAGGCGAUUCUGCGGGCCGAUGAGCAGUUCACGGAUGACGUGGUAGCUCUUGUAGAGCAGCUUGAAGACGUCGAUCGACUGGUACCUACCGCUUUUCUGGAUGUUCCCGGCUUCAACUGCGUGCUAACCUCAUGGGUGAACUUCAAACUGUACGGAUUGGAGUGGGGACCACUGCUGGGCAACAAUAUUGAAGCUGUACGGGUGCCCCAUGUUGGUUGCAUCAACGGCGGUCAAGUUGUGCUCCCAGUUUUGCCGAAUGGUGGCAUGGAGAUUCUAGUCGGCGUAGAAGAAAGUUGCUUGGGCCGACUGUUGGAUGACCCCUUGUUCACAAAAUAUGGCGUCGCUCGGUAG